AUGUUCACCGCACGAGGUUUCGCUCGCUUUUCGCGACGAACUACAACCGUCGCUAGGGCAAGCACAGCCUUCUUUACGAGGCCUAGUGCUUUACAGCUCGCUGUUCGCAAUUAUGUAGCAGAACCAAAGCAGACCGUUGGGCACAUUCGUUCGGUGAUUGGUGCUGUCGUUGACGUUCAGUUUAAUCAGGAUACCUUGCCUCCUAUAUUAAAUUCUUUAGAAGUGCUUGACCACAAAGGUGGUCGUCUUGUAUUGGAAGUUGCUCAGCACUUGGGUGAAAAUACCGUUCGUACUGAAGGUUUGGUUCGUGGCCAGGAAGUUCUCGAUACUGGGAGUCCUAUCAGCAUUCCAGUUGGUCCAGAAUGCUUGGGUCGUAUUGUCAAUGUCAUCGGCGAACCCAUAGAUGAGCGUGGACCAGUAAAGACAAAAAAGAAAUCGGCCAUUCAUGCUGAACCUCCAGAAUUCGUGGAUCAGUCCACCACGCCUGAAGUUUUGGAAACUGGUAUUAAAGUCGUAGAUUUAUUAGCCCCUUAUGCCCGAGGUGGUAAAAUCGGUCUUUUCGGUGGUGCCGGUGUUGGUAAAACAGUAUUGAUUCAAGAACUUAUUAAUAACGUUGCCAAGGCACAUGGUGGUUACUCUGUGUUUACUGGUGUCGGUGAGCGAACACGCGAAGGUAAUGAUUUGUAUCAUGAAAUGAUACAAACUGGUGUCAUUAAACUCGAUGGCGAGUCAAAAGCUGCGCUAGUAUUCGGACAAAUGAAUGAGCCACCAGGUGCUCGUGCUCGUGUUGCCUUGACUGGAUUGACAAUUGCUGAGUAUUUCCGUGAUGAGGAAGGCCAAGACGUAUUACUGUUUAUCGAUAACAUCUUCCGCUUUACACAAGCUGGUUCGGAAGUGUCUGCCUUGUUGGGGCGUAUUCCUUCGGCUGUAGGUUACCAACCAACUUUGGCUACUGAUAUGGGUAGUAUGCAAGAGAGAAUUACUACUACAAAGAAGGGAUCUAUUACAUCUGUACAAGCUGUAUACGUGCCUGCUGAUGACUUGACAGAUCCGGCUCCUGCUACGACUUUUGCCCAUCUUGACGCUACAACUGUCUUGUCUCGUCCUAUCGCUGAAUUGGGUAUCUAUCCCGCGGUCGACCCUCUUGAUUCUAAAUCACGUUUAUUAGAUCCACGUAUUGUGGGUGAAGAACAUUAUGACAUAGCUACCAAAGUACAGAAGAUUCUUCAAGACUACAAAUCUCUUCAAGACAUUAUUGCUAUUUUGGGUAUGGACGAAUUGUCAGAAGAGGACAAGAAAGUCGUCGAGCGAGCGAGAAAGAUCCAGCGUUUCUUGAGUCAACCCUUCCAAGUAGCUCAAGUCUUCACUGGUUUUGAAGGAAAACUCGUCUCACUGAAGGAUACCAUUCGAUCGUUCAAAGAAAUUUUGGAUGGCAAAUGCGAUGAUCUGCCAGAUAACGCUUUCUACAUGGUUGGUGAUAUUGACGAUGCCAGGAAGAAGGCUGAAGCCAUUGCAAGAGAACUCGCUUCAUAA
Messenger RNA from Paraglomus occultum, 1533 nucleotides. The record is from the annotation of a GenBank genome assembly. NCBI's taxonomy places the organism in Eukaryota, Fungi, Glomeromycota, Glomeromycetes, Paraglomerales, Paraglomeraceae.